Messenger RNA from Homarus americanus (American lobster), 855 nucleotides. RefSeq names its product zinc finger BED domain-containing protein 5-like. The coding region runs from base 1 to 855 and encodes 284 amino acids. Lineage: Eukaryota; Metazoa; Arthropoda; Malacostraca; Decapoda; Nephropidae. The transcript has 4 exons. The record is from RefSeq and is a predicted model, not a curated record.
AUGGUCAAACGGGUUCUUGGAGAGCUGGAUGAGUCAACGGACGUGAGUUCUUGUGCACAGCUACUCGUGUUUGUGAGGUAUGUUUUCUUGUGUGACAUCAAGGAGGAAUAUCUGUUCUGUACACAGCUGGAGACCACCACAACAGCUGUAGAUGUGAUGGAAAAGCUGUCUUCUUUCUUCACAGCUAACAGGAUCAGCUGGGAAAAUUGUUGUGGAGUCUGUAUGGAUGGGGCUCCGGCGAUGCUGGGAUCAAAAUCGGGGUUCCAGAAGCGUGUCAAGGAAAACCUUUGUAGAGACAUGGAUUCAGAGCAUGAAGCCCUCCUCUUUUACUCCAAAGUGCGCUGGCUUUCCAAGGGCAAUGUUGUAAAUCGAGUGUUUGAACUUCGGGGAGAGCUUAAGUUGUUCCUGGAAGUGCAAGGGAAAGAUGAUCUAUUAAGUCACUUCAAUGAGCUCCAGAAUUGGCAAAGGAAAGUCAAUGCAGGAAAUGCUGCCAUGUUUGAGAACCUUUCAACUGUUCUUGAUAAGAAUGAAGAUCAUCUGCUUGACCCAUCACUCAAAACUGAAAUCACUCAGCACCUGAAAUCCUUGGAAAGUGAGCUCAAAAAGUAUUUCCCAGAAUUCGAGGAGGAAGAUGGGAAAUUGGUGAGGAAUCCUUUCUCUGGCACUCUUGAUAUUGCUGCCCUUCCCAAUGAUGUUCAGGACGAAUUUCUUGAUCUCAAGAAUGAUUCUGCUGCCAAAGAUCUCUAUGAAGAAAGAUCUCUGACUGUAUUCUGGUGCUCAAUGUAUCAGUCAUACCCAAAAGUUAGCGAGAUUGCACUUCGAGUCCUCUUGCCUUUUUCAACUACCUAUUUAUGA